AUGCGCCUUGUUAAGAACAAGGUCGAGCUUAAUGGCUCGGGCACGGUGACAUUAUGUCCUGAAGAGCCUGAGGAUAUGUGGCACGCAUACAACCUCAUCCGACCGGGCGACCUCCUCACAGCCAAAGCCGUCCGGCGCGUCACAUCCACGCAGGAAACCGGCUCAACGUCGACUUCGCGCGUACAGCUGAUGCUCCGGAUUCGCGUCAAGAACCUGGACUUCGACCCGCAGAGCUCGCAAUUGCAUGUGGGCGGGCAGAUCCUCAACGAGACGGAUUACACAAAAGUCGGACAGCACCACACGCUCGACCUGGAGCUGAACCGCAACUUCACGCUCGAGAAGGAGACGGGGUCCGACGGCGAGGGCGUGGGCUGGGAUAGCAUCGCGGUCGAGAUGCUCAAGGAUGCCGUCGACGAGGGCGGGAAGCGGCGCGCGGAGGCCGUCGCCGUGGUCAUGCAGGAGGGUCUGGCGCACAUCUGCUUCAUCGGGCAGUUCCGGACGAUCCUCAAGCAGAAGGUCGAGAUGUCGGUGCCGCGGAAACGGCACGGCGGUGGAGAUCACGACAAGGGGAUGACGAAAUUCUACCAGGUCACGCUGGACACGCUCCUGCGACAGAUGGAGUUCAACACCAGCGCGACAGCGAUGAACAACGGCGAGACGGUGCGCCCGGUGCUCCUGGCGUCGCCCGGGUUCGUGGCCGCAGGAUUCCACAAGUACAUCCAGGGAGUGGCGACGAGCAGCAUGCCGGCGCUGAAGCGCCUCCUGCCCAGCAUCAUCGUCGUACACUCGGCGUCGGGCUACCUGCACUCGCUGUCGGAGGUGCUGCAGUCGCCGUCGGUGAAGACGGUGCUGGCAGACACCAAGUACGCCCGCGAGACGCGGCUCAUGGACGAGUUCAUGGAGCAGCUGCGCAAGGAGACCAACCGGGCGACGUAUGGGCCGCGCGAGGUCGAGUCGGCGGUUGACCAGGGCGCCGUGGGGCCCGGCGGCGGCGUGCUGAUCAUCUCGAACCGCCUGUUCCGCUCGCAAGAUGUGGCGGAGCGCAAACGCUGGGUGUCGCUGGUCGAUCGCGUCCGGGAUGUCGAGGGCGGCGAGGUGCGCGUGCUGAGCUCUGACCACGAGAGCGGCCGGCGACUGGACGGGCUGGGCGGUGUGGCGGCCCUCCUGACGUUCCCCGUCGUCGAGGAGGAUCUGGACUCUGACGAGGACUAA
Molecule: messenger RNA, 1212 nt
Organism: Aspergillus terreus NIH2624
Lineage: Eukaryota; Fungi; Ascomycota; Eurotiomycetes; Eurotiales; Aspergillaceae
Product: putative translation factor pelota
Exons: 3
Coding region: 1-1212 (403 amino acids)
Biological process (GO): RNA surveillance; nuclear-transcribed mRNA catabolic process, non-stop decay; nuclear-transcribed mRNA catabolic process, no-go decay
Cellular component (GO): cytoplasm
Source: RefSeq, a predicted model, not a curated record